Messenger RNA from Aspergillus terreus NIH2624, 1734 nucleotides. RefSeq names its product putative MFS drug efflux transporter. Lineage: Eukaryota; Fungi; Ascomycota; Eurotiomycetes; Eurotiales; Aspergillaceae. The record is from RefSeq and is a predicted model, not a curated record. The coding region runs from base 1 to 1734 and encodes 577 amino acids. Gene Ontology annotation, biological process: transmembrane transport. The transcript has 5 exons. Gene Ontology annotation, molecular function: transmembrane transporter activity.
AUGUCCGAAACAGUUACCCAGACUGAAACGGACCAGAGGCCAGCCACGGCCAGGAGUCUUGGUGCAGAAGAAAAGGAGGCCAAGUCGGAUGAGCAGUUCCAACAGGAACGCACAAUCAAAGGCUUCAGGUGGUUUAUCGUCAUUAUCUCGAUUCUCUCCUCGGUCACUCUCUAUUCUCUGGACAAUACGAUCGUCGCUGAUAUCCAGCCUCAAAUCAUUAACACUUUCGAUGAGCUCGACAAGUUGCCCUGGUUAUCGGUCGCUUUUCUGGUGGCUUGCGUUGCUACCAAUUCGAUAUGGAGCAAGAUAUACAGUCAGCUCAACGCGAAAUGGCUCUAUCUGUUUUGUGUCGUCCUGUUCGAGGUCGGGUCAGCUAUGUGCGGUGCAGCGCCGACCAUCAACACCUUAAUUGGCGGCCGAGCACUGGCAGGCCUUGGGGGAGCCGGGCUAUAUGUUGGAGUCAUGACUCUCUUGUCGGUUAAUACCAGCAAGCGCGAGAGACCCAUGUACAUUGGGAUGACGGGUCUGACAUGGGGCGUUGGGACGGUUCUUGGGCCCAUUGUCGGUGGUGGUUUUGCCGUCAGCAAGGUCGGUUGGCGCUGGUCCUUCUAUAUCAACCGUGAGUGUCGACCGUCGGUCCAACCCAUUCGCCCGCUGACAGUUCCUCCAGUCUUCUUCGCAGCUGUAGCAAUCCCCAUUUACCUCUUCAUGCUCCCAUCGUUCGACCCCCGGCCGGGAGUCUCUUACAAGGAACGGCUCGCCCAGCUGGACUAUCUGGGAACGAUCCUAAUGAUCGGUGCCUGUGUUUCGGGGGUCAUGGCUAUUAACUUCGGUGGCCAAAUCUAUCCUUGGGACUCGGGCCAGACAAUUAGCUGUUUCGUGGUAUCUGGAGUCCUCUUCAUCGUGUUUGGUCUCCAACAAUGGUACUGUAUCGGGACCACGAAGGAAAACCGGACAUUCCCCUGCCAAUUCUUAGCGCGCCCGGCGUUCAUCAUUCUAUUCGUGCAGACAGCGUCCGUGGCCACGGUGUUUUUCGUUCCCAUCUAUUUUGUCCCACUGUUCUUCCAGUUCACCCGAAAUGAUUCUGCCAUAGACGCUGGUGUCCGCCUUCUCCCACUAGUCUGCUUCAUUGUUGCGGCCAUGAUUCUGAACGGCGCCCUCAUGUCGAAGUUCGGAUAUUACAUGCCUUGGUAUCUUGUUGGUGGCUGUCUGUCCCUCGUUGGCAGUGUCCUCAUGUACACCAUCAAGCUCGGAACUUCCACGGCGAAUAUUUACGGCUACAUGAUCAUCCUGGGUGUCGGAGGUGGCAUGUACGCACAGGCAAGUUUCGCCGUCGCCCAAGGAAAAGCCAGGCCGCGCGAGAUCCCAGUCGCGACGGGGUUCAUCUCACUAGCACAGCUCACCGGCGGUACCAUCGCUCUCGCCAUUGCAAACUCCGUCUUCCUAGAGAAAGCCUCGGCGGGGAUUAUGGCUGUCGUCCCAGACGCAUCGAAAGAGACGGUCCAGAGCGCGAUCAGCGGUGCCAGCUCGAGUUUCUUCCAGACGCUGGAUCCGGAUGUGAGGGAGGCUGUGCUGGCGGCUGUUACCCAUGCCAUUAGCCAGGUCUAUAUCUUGCCCAUCACCGGUGCCGCAAUGAGUAUUUCCCUGGCUAUUUUCAUGCCGAGGGAGAAGCUUUUUGUCGCGAGCGACAGUGGGGAUCGCGAUGGCGUGACUCCAUUGGGAGCCAUGGGUUGA